GGAACUUCCAUUCUUUUUCUUGUAGUCGUUCGGAAGCCAGCGAAGACGGCUUGGGAGAGUAAAGUAAAAGGGAGAUAGCGAGGAGAGCUGACGGCGACUGGUUACGGCGGCCGCUACGGCCGAUGCACGCGUGUGAAAUGAACGGAUAGAUGCAUAAAUAGAUAGUAAGCAUCGAUGCCAGCAGCAGAGGUACGAAAGAGACCAACGAAGCAGAUAAGAGCCGGCAGCAUCGACGGUCUUGGAAGACGGUCACGAUGUCUUCGUCGUCGCAUCGCAGCGAGUGCAGCUACGGGGACGCCCUCUACUGGGACGAUCGUUACCUGGCGGACGGCACCGCUUCCUUCGAUUGGUACCAGCGCUACCCCGCUCUCCGCCCCUUCAUCAGAAAAUACGUACCUGUUUCCUCCCGCGUCCUCAUGGUCGGCUGCGGCAACGCCCUUAUGUCAGAGGAUAUGGUGAUGGAUGGUUAUGUCAGCAUAUCAAACAUCGAUAUUUCAUCGGUUGUGAUAGAAAUGAUGAUAAAGAAGUAUGAACAUAUCCCACAAUUGGAAUACAUGCUAAUGGAUGCAAGGGACAUGACCUUCUUUAAUGAUGGAUCAUUUGACUGUGUCAUGGACAAAGGGACUUUGGAUUCUUUAAUGUGUGGUGUGGAUGCUCCACUCAGUGCCUCCAGGAUGCUAGAAGAAAUCAACAGGCUUCUAAGACCUGGAGGGAUCUAUAUGUUGAUAACUUAUGGUGAUCCAUCAGUUCGCAUUCCUUAUAUAAAUCAACCAGGAUGCAAUUGGGAAAUAACACUGUACAUUCUAGCUAGGCCAGGAUACAAAAGCGCUGGAGGAUGUAGCUUGAGGAAGUCCAUCAUGGAGCCCGUCCCACUUACGGACAAGGGUCAGCUUCCAGUUGAUUUUGUUCUAGAGGAUCCAGACUCACAUUACAUAUACGUGUGUAAGAAGAUGCCUGGAUUAUCAGAAUCUUUUCAUACGACACCAGAGUAAGGGGGGUUACUUUUGACCACAUUGAGAACUCACUUCAUUCAUAUUCUUUUUAGCGGCGCAUCAACAUUGAAGGUAUAUUCGUGGUGUUUUAUUGGGGUUGUCUGAGAAGAGAAGAUGACAACACUGGGCAACGUAAUCACUCAAAUCAUCGCCAUAUGUUUCCCUUCUCUUCUAAAGUUACAGGAAUUAAAUUCUGACCGAAUCAAAAGUGCAAGUUAUGAUUGAAAAUUGGAGUUGUUUUCAGCAACAUCAGUUCCAAGUUCUCAAACUUGUAGAUCAUUUGCUUUUCUUAAGUGAUUGGCCGGCCAUGAUAAUCGUGGUUAGUGAACCAACUUAGAUAUUUGUGUAGUUAAACCAUUAACAAUUAAUUAGAGGAGAAACCUCUUGAACUUCAGUCA
Molecule: messenger RNA, 1390 nt
Organism: Zingiber officinale
Lineage: Eukaryota; Viridiplantae; Streptophyta; Magnoliopsida; Zingiberales; Zingiberaceae
Product: EEF1A lysine methyltransferase 4-like
Exons: 8
Coding region: 255-992 (245 amino acids)
Molecular function (GO): S-adenosylmethionine-dependent methyltransferase activity
Source: RefSeq, a predicted model, not a curated record